GAGGACGGAGAGGGUUCGAGAGGUAGAAUCGAUCAGACUUAAUGCUCGCGGGGAAGAUGAUUGCCUGUUGGAGCACACGAUGUGAUUUGUGGUGCACAUUGCAUCGUUGCCAUAGAGUUUGGCGGACCCAGUAAGUAGCGGAGAAGCGGAGAGAGAUAGAGAUCUGACACGUGCAGCAAAGAGAUUCGCAUGUGUUCAUGAGCUGCGAUUCUCGGAUACGGGAACAUAGUGAUCUGGGACCUUACAUGACAUACAUGUUUGGACCUUUCAAAUCGUUUUCGUUGAAUUCAAAUCAGGAGUUGUUCGUGUGCACUCGAUUAUUUUUCCCGCCCAUUGAUAGAGCCUGACAAUGUUCCCUCUUACAUUUUUGUCAUCAGUUGGCAUAACGUGUGGAUUACAAGGCUCACACACUAUGGCCAUGAAAGCCUGUUGUGGCCUUGCCUGUUUGCUCCUUGUGCUAGCAGUAGCCGAGGCUGAAGUUUCAUCCACAAAAGUCCCAACAUGGGCGGUGAAACACGAGUUCGGAUGCGUGCCUUCAGGACCUGUCGAUGAUGCUCAGUGCGACGUUGAAGCGGUUGAGAAGGCAAACUCGCAGCAGCUGCAUUCGAUUCUCUCUGAGCUUGUCAAUACAACCUAUUUUCGUCUUCUCCAGAUAAACUUGGAAGGAAAGUGCAAGUUUUGGACCAAGGCUGUUUCAGAAGCCAAGUGCAACUCCUCUGCAACUGGUGAGGCGGCUGCUGGAGCCGGGGAAGAGGUGGAAGGAGUGAAGCCCAAGGGAAAGAAGCAGUGCGAUCUAGAUCUGUCUGGAGGAGGGAAGGUCGGGGAGAAGAAGAUUGGGUUCAAUGCUCCACCCCCGGUCAAGUGCUGGAGUGUGCAAGGCGGACUCUUCGGAGGUUUCAUGCCCCCCAUCACUAACCUAGUGGAUAAGACGAUCUCCAACGACGAGAAGAAGCUGUUGGAUGGUGAGAGCAAGGUCUGCGACGACCCUGCCCUCCCCGAGUACUGGCUCGACAUCUGCCACAAGAUCCCGACGAACAGCACAGAGUACGUGAAUCUCCAGCUGAACCCGGAGCGGUGGACGGGAUACAACGGAUCCCACGUGUGGAACGCGAUCUAUGAUGAGAACUGCUUCGACAAGCUCGGGUCGUUGCACGAGAUGUGCUACGAGGAGCGAGUCCUGUACCGUAUGCUCUCGGGGAUGCACGCGUCCAUCAACAUCCACAUCUCGGAGCAGUACUAUCCCCCAGUGAAGGGGAAGAGGGACAAGUGGGAGCCGAACCUUGAUCGCUUCAUGAACCACUACGGAGCCAACCCGGAGAGGCUCAAGAACCUUCACUUCGCGUUCGUGGUGCUGCUGCGGGCGCUGAGGAAGGCUGCUCCCUACCUCUACAACUUCCCCUUCUCCGUCGGGGAGAUUGCAGAAGACAAAAGGACCUCCCUCCUCGUGCAGAGGCUUCUAGACUCCCACCUGCUGGCCUCCUGCUCGCACGUGUUCGAGGCCUUCGACGAGCAGAUCAUGUUCAAGUCUGACGGGGAGGAGUCAGAGGUCCAGAAGUCCCUCAAGAGCCAGUUCAAGGGAGUGUUCCACAAUAUCUCCGAGGUCAUGGACUGCAUCUCGUGCCAGAAGUGCAAGCUGCAUGGGAAGCUCCAGCUGCUGGGGCUGGGGACUGCCCUCAAGAUCCUCCUCAUCCCUGAGCAGCUCAUCUCGACCUCGCUCUCCCGGCCGGAGCUCGUCGCGCUCUUCAACACCCUGCACAAGUUCUCGCACGCGAUCAUUGCGGUCCCUCGCCUUACCACCAAGUUCUAUGAGCAUCAGCUGCUCUACAAGGGAGAUGUGCUCGACGAGAAGGUCAUGAACCAGCCUGCUCCCCCUGCGCAAGUCCCCUCCCCCCCGUCCCCUCCUGCUCCUGCGCCAGCUCGCUCUGGGGCGCCAACAAGAAGUUCGACCGUAAGUUCCAUCCCACCUCAAGAAUCGUACAACCUCUUGGACCUCGCGCUGUCUGCUGUCGCCUCCCAGGCGAGGAAAGGAGCGAUUGACUCGCGCACUGAGGACGCGGUGAUCGACAGGUUGCUGGUCAAGGACGAAUCUCUGCUCCUGCUUGCCAAGCACUACGCCUCCUUCAACAGCCAGCGCUUCCUGGAGCACGCGGCACGUUACUCCAAGGAAGCGGCACUGAUGGGCAGCGAGGUCCGUGCUGCUGUCUCUGAUGCAGUCGACGCGAUUGUGAUCGGAGGAGGUCUGGCCGGGUUGUCGGCGGCUCUGACGCUGCUGGAUCGAGGAGGAAGCGUAGUGGUGCUGGAGAAGCAGGGGCAUCUUGGCGGGAACAGCGCCUGGGCCUCCUCGGGAGUGAACGCGGUUGACGUGAACGACACCAAGAGCGGGGACAGUGUGGAGCUCUUCACUCAGGACGUGGUGAAGGCGGCAGGGCGAGGAGACAACCCAUUGAUCCCCGUUCUCACAGAGGGAAGUGUGGACUCGCUCGCAUGGCUGCGGUACCGGCUGAAGGAGCACCUCAACCUCGACCUGGUGGGGCAGAUGGGAGGGCAUUCGAAGCCGAGGACUCACCGCCCCUCCUCGGGUCUAGCUGGAAGUGCCAUCAUCUUCGCCAUCCAGAAGCAGCUGGAGAAGUACCUUGAGGACGGCAGCGGGAGGUUCCGGCUGAUGAAGUGGACGAGCGCAACGAAGCUUAUCACGGAGGAGGACGGAGCUGCUGUCGUGGGUGUGGAGUACGAGGUGGUGGGAGGGAAGGAGGAGAAGGGCAGCAAGGGCAAGCUCUACUCCCGCAACGUCAUCAUCGCAACAGGGGGUUACGCGAGCGACUACACCAACACUUCUCUGCUGAAGCAAUAUCGCCCUGACCUUCUCAAAUAUGCUACCACCAACAACAAGGGAACCACUGGGGACGGACAUAAACUUGCCAUGGCGAUCAAGGCGAAGACUGUAGACCUCAACGAUGUGCAGGUUCACCCCACCGGCUUCCACAACCCCGCAGAUCCGCACAACAAGGUGAAGACUCUCUGCGCGGAAAUUCUACGAGGAGAAGGAGGAAUCCUGUUGGAUCGAACUGGAAAACGAUUCGCCGACGAGCUUGGAACCCGCGACUACGUGACAGGAAGAAUGCUUGAGGUAGACGGGGAAAAUCUCAAGUUCGCCCUGGUCGUCAACGGGAAGGGAGCGAUCAAGGCCAAAAAGCACAUCGAGCUGUACACGAGGAAGGAGCUACUUGUCAAGUUCGAUACGCUCGAACAACUUGCAGCUUGGAGUUUCUGGGAAGGCAAAGUGAACCAGGAGAUGCUGCAGCAAACCAUGAAGAAGUAUGACGAGGAUGGAGCCAAGGGCAUCGACGAGUGGGGAAAGAAAUACUUUCACAACCUCCCCUUUUCUGGAGGAGGACCCUACUACGCGGGCAUCGUCACCCCAGUUAUCCACUACUGCAUGGGGGGUAUCGCCAUCAACGCUCAUGGGGCUGUCCUGCGGGAGGACGGGUCCGUCGUCCGUGGACUGUACGCGGCAGGGGAGGUGAUAGGAGGUCUUCAUGGGAAGAACAGACUCGGAGGAAACGCUCUCAGCGAGUGUGUCGUCUUCGGAAGAUUGCUCGGCCAGUCUCUUCCGAUCGCAAACACGGAGGAGGAGGAGCAGGCAUCCUUGCAGGAAACAAAGGGAGCCCUUCCUCCUUCGCCGUCUCCAGCUAGCAAGACCAUCAGCCAAGAGGAGUUGGCAAAGCACCAGACUAAAGACAGCUGCUGGGUUUCCAUCGAGGGGAAGGUGUACGAUUUUACAGACUUCCUGGACGAGCAUCCAGCAGGAGCUGAAGCGAUCCUCAAGUACGGAGGAAAGGAUGGGACGGAGAUCUUCAAGGCGAUCCACACCGACGAGAUGCUGGCUGACUUCCAACCCAUCGGCGUGCUGGCGGCAUGAGAAUGAAAAUGUGCUAUGAUGUCGGACAAGUAUGUACAAUGAACUCAUCAGGCGC
Molecule: messenger RNA, 3974 nt
Organism: Guillardia theta CCMP2712
Lineage: Eukaryota; Cryptophyceae; Pyrenomonadales; Geminigeraceae
Exons: 18
Coding region: 350-3919 (1189 amino acids)
Biological process (GO): protein folding in endoplasmic reticulum
Cellular component (GO): endoplasmic reticulum
Molecular function (GO): FAD binding; thiol oxidase activity; protein-disulfide reductase activity
Source: RefSeq, a predicted model, not a curated record